Malaya genurostris is the source of this 933-nucleotide messenger RNA. RefSeq lists its product as uncharacterized. Lineage: Eukaryota; Metazoa; Arthropoda; Insecta; Diptera; Culicidae. Bases 1 to 933 code for a protein of 310 amino acids. The transcript has a single exon. The record is from RefSeq and is a predicted model, not a curated record. Gene Ontology annotation, molecular function: nucleic acid binding. Gene Ontology annotation, biological process: DNA integration.
AUGGAUUAUUGGGGACCUAUUCAGCUAAAACCACCGCAUCGACGAGCUGCACCUACCAAGGCAUAUGUAGCAGUUUUUGUGUGUUUUGCAACGAAGGCUGUGCACCUUGAACUUGUUGGCGAUUUAAGCACCGCAAAAUUCAUCGAAGCGCUACGUAGAUUUGUCUCACGUCGUGGUUUGUGCUCAGAAAUAUACAGCGACAACGGUCGAAACUUUAUCGGAGCAGCCAACGAACUUCGUCAACUAGUUAAAACCAAAGGGCAUAAUCAACAAAUCGCUCAAGAAUGUGCUGACAAUGGAAUUCAGUGGCAUUUCAAUCCACCAAAAGCAUCGCAUUUCGGUGGCCUAUGGGAAGCCACAAUAUCAUCAGCGCAAAAACAUUUCGUUCGAGUUCUUGGCACUCAUACACUUGCCUACGAUUCUAUGGAAACACUGCUGACACAAAUCGAAUGCUGUCUCAACUCCAGACCGAUUGUGCCAAUGUCCGAUGACGCAAACGAUUAUGAAGUACUUACCCCAGGACAUUUUUUAGUUGGCACCGCGCUCAAGGCUGUCCCGGACAAUAAUGUGAUUGAUAUUCCCUUCAACCGAUUACGACAAUGGCAACAAACGCAAAAAUUAUACCAACAACUGUGGAAACGAUGGCAUCUUGAAUAUUCAUCAACAUUACAAACCCGUACAAAAUGGUACAAUCCGCCUGUGCACCUACAAGAAAAUCAGUUGGUAAUAAUUAAGGACGAAAAUGCCCCACCGAUGAGCUGGAAAACUGGACGAAUAAUUCAACUUCAUCCUGGUGACGACGGAACAACACGCGUAGUGACAUUACUAACACCUACCGGUCGUUACACUCGACCUGUAUCAAAAAUAUGUCUGCUGCCUAUCUCGUCGCCACUAGAAAGAAAUGAAUCACUUACCUGUGCCAAAUCAACCUAG